Trichomycterus rosablanca is the source of this 3138-nucleotide messenger RNA. RefSeq names its product myosin IG (gene myo1g). The record is from RefSeq and is a predicted model, not a curated record. Gene Ontology annotation, molecular function: actin filament binding; microfilament motor activity; ATP binding. The transcript is spliced from 22 exons. Gene Ontology annotation, biological process: actin filament organization; vesicle transport along actin filament. Bases 1 to 3036 code for a protein of 1011 amino acids. Gene Ontology annotation, cellular component: plasma membrane; myosin complex; microvillus. Lineage: Eukaryota; Metazoa; Chordata; Actinopteri; Siluriformes; Trichomycteridae.
AUGGCGGAGCUGGAGGAUUUAGAGUUCGGCAAGUCGGACUUCGUUCUGCUGGACGAGGUCACCAUGGAGCAGUUCCUGGAGAACCUCAAGCUCAGGUUCGAGAAGGGCCGGAUUUACACCUUCAUCGGAGAGGUGGUGGUGUCGGUCAACCCCUACAGGCAGAUGGACAUCUACGGCACGGCGGUCAUCGACGCGUACAGAGGAAGGGAGCUGUACGAAAACCCGCCUCACCUCUACGCCGUGGCUGACGCGGCCUACAAGGCCAUGAAGAGACGAGCUAAAGAUACCUGCAUCGUCAUCUCAGGUGAAAGUGGAGCAGGAAAGACUGAAGCCAGCAAAUACAUCAUGCAGUACAUCGCAGCCAUAACUAAUCCCAGCCAGAGGGCGGAGGUCGAGAGCGUGAAGAACGUCCUCCUGAAAUCCAACUGUGUGCUGGAGGCAUUCGGAAACGCCAAGACAAACCGUAACGACAACUCCAGCCGAUUCGGGAAGUACAUGGACAUCAACUUCAACUUCAAUGGCGACCCGACCGGCGGACACAUCAACAACUACCUACUGGAGAAGUCCAGGGUCAUCAAGCAACAUGAAGGAGAGAGAAACUUUCACUCCUUUUACCAGUUAUUACGUGGAGGAUCUGCUGAACUCUUAAAGUCACUUCAUCUGAACAACAAUCCUGCAGAGUAUGUUUACACCAAACAGGGAGCUUCAGUUACUAUGUCCUCCACAGAUGACCGCUCCUGUUACCGGGCGGUGUCGAGCGCUCUGAAGGUGAUCGGCUUCAGUCAGGAGGAGAUCGGCUCCGUCUACAAGAUCCUCGCCACCAUCCUCCUCCUGGGUAACGUGCAGUUCGAAAGUACCGGUGAGAGUGUGAACGUGCUGGGAGGUGAAGUGGUGAAGCACAUCUCUGACCUCACGUCCUCAGACGAGGACAGCGUGUUAAAAGCCCUGCUGUACCGCACCGUGGCCACCGGGGGCGGAGAGGUCAUCGCCAAGGGUCACAGCCAACAGGAGGCCAGUUACGGUCGGGAAGCCUUCGCCAAGGCUCUGUACGAGCGCUUGUUCGGCUGGAUCGUCGGGAGGAUUAACAGCGUCAUCGAGGUGAAAAACUACAACCCGGCUCUGCACGGCAAAAACACGGUGAUCGGGGUGCUGGACAUCUACGGCUUCGAGAUCUUCGACAACAACAGUUUUGAGCAGUUCUGCAUUAAUUACUGCAACGAGAAGCUGCAGCAGCUCUUCAUCGAGCUCAUCCUGAGACAGGAACAGGAGGAGUAUCACAGAGAGGGCAUCACCUGGCAACACAUCGAAUACUUCAAUAAUCAGAUCAUCGUGGAUCUGGUGGAACAAGCUCACAAAGGGAUCAUCUCCAUCCUGGACGAGGCCUGUCUCACCGCCGGGAACGUCACGGACACCGUCUGUCUGGAGAGCAUGAACAACAAGCUGGCCCAGCACCCUCACUACACCUCACGCAAGUUGUCCCCCACAGACAAGAGCUUGGAGUUCAACCGCCACUUCCGCAUCCGACACUACGCCGGCGACGUCACGUACUCGGUGGAGGGGUUUCUGAACAAGAACAAGGACCCGCUGUUCCAGGAUUUCAAACGUCUGAUGUUUAACAGUUCAGACCCGGUGAUCAGAGACAUGUGGCCCGACGGGAAACUGGGCAUCACCGAGGUGACUAAGCGGCCGCUCACUGCUGCCACGCUCUUCAAGAACUCCAUCAUCGCUCUGAUCGACAAACUGGCCUGUAAGGAGCCGUACUACGUGCGCUGCGUCAAACCCAACGAGGUGAAGUCGGCCGUGCUGUUCGACGAGGCGCGCUGCCGCCACCAGGUGGCGUACCUGGGCCUGCUGGAGAACGUACGUGUACGCAGAGCCGGCUUCGCCUACAGGCAGCCCUACGAACGCUUCCUACAGAGGUACAAGAUGACGUGCGAGUACACCUGGCCCAAUCACCUGAUGGCGAGCGACCGCGAGGCGGUGGAGGCCAUCAUCGUGCAGCACCGGUUCGAGGAGGACGUGGCGUACGGGCACACCAAGCUGUUCGUGAGGACGCCACGCUCCCUCUUCACCCUGGAGCAGGAGAGACUCACGCUCAUCCCCAUCCUCGUCCUCUUCCUGCAGAAGGUGUGGCGCGGGGCGUUGGCGCGGAUGCGGUGCCGGCGCAUGAGGGCCGUCUACGCCAUCAUGGGCUGCUACAAGCUCUACAAGGUGAAGGCUCACUUCUGGGAGGUGGAGCGGCGCUUCGCCAACGUGCGCAACAUGUCCGACUACGGGAAGAGCGUGGAGUGGCCGACUCCGCCCGCCGCCCUGUGCCAGUUCCACCGGAUCACGCAGCACCUCUAUCGCAGGUGGAGGGCGAGACAGAUCGUGAAGAACAUCCCACCCUCGGAUAUGGCGGAGGUGAGGGCGAAGGUGGCAGCGAUGGGCGCUCUGAGAGGAGAGAGAGUAGAUUGGGGACACAGCCGAGCCUGGGAGAGAGACUACCUGUCCAACACGAAAGACUCUCCAACAACCAGCUCCAAUUUUAUGCGAAUCCUCAAAGAGCUGAAGAACAAAGAUCAGUUCGGCCAAGUGCUCUUCUCAAGCUUCGUCAGGAUGCUGAACUGGUUCAACAACACGAAGGACCGAGCGCUUCUCAUCACCGACAGACACGUCUACAGACUGGAGCCCAAAAAACACUUCAAAGUGCAGAAACGGAUAGCACUGGAGACUGUCACCGGUUUGAGUGUAACCAGUGGAACGGACCAGAUGGUGGCGCUACACACCGCGUCCCAGGAUGACGUGUUGGUGCACCUGCAGAGGGGUCAGCUGGGGUCGAAUCAGGACCGCACGGGGGAACUGGUCGGGACGCUGUGUGAUCAUUUCUCACGGGUGAGAAAAACCCCUCUGAACGUGAACGUUUGCUCCGCCGGCCUGCAGGUUCACAUCAGCGGCAAACCCAAGACCGUAACCGUGGAAACGAGAGCCGGACAGACCGUGUCCGACUUCAAAAAGACUCGGGCGGGGUUUACGUUACUGCUCCCGCCUCAGUGAGACGCGGCGAGGACGAGGACGAGGACGAACACCACUCCAGAGGAACCCCUCAGUGUAUCGUAAUAAAUAUGGUUUAUUAAAGAUGAAAGGAUUCACGUGUAA